AACUGCUGUGGUCAAAGCUACAGGAGCUGUUUGAGUCAAAGUGUUUGAGAUCAGCUGAGGAUCAGAGUGCAGCAGGGCUGGAUGUGAGGAUGGGGCACUCUUUGCUCUGCAUGACGGGCUUAUUGUUGCUCGGUACUCUUUUCUACGUUAAUGCUGAAGUUCCCAAUAAGCCCACCGUGAUCCUCGAACCAUCCUGGCCUCAGAUACACAGCGGUGAGACAGUCACUGUCAGAUGUGAAGGAAGUCAGUCGCUGUUUGUAUGGAGAGAACACAAGUUAAUCAGACCGUCAACAUCUGAAUACAGAAUCAGCAGAGCUACUGAGUCUGACAGUGGAGGAUACAGCUGCUGCACCAUGAGUCUUUCAGUGUGCAGUGACAUCAUCACACUGACUGUAUCAUCAGAUAAACCCAGGCCCACACUGACAGCAGGAACAACAAUCAUACCAGUAGGGGGCAGUGUGACACUGACCUGCUCUGUGCAGAGCUCUGAUGGAUGGAAAUAUGAGUGGUUCAGACGAACCCAAACAACCUCUGAAGGUCAAAUCAGAGAUCAACAUAACAGAGAUAUCAGAGUAUCUCAAGGAGGAAUCUACAGCUGCAGAGGAACAAGAGGAAACCCAGUUUACUACACUGAUAUAAGUGAUGAUGUCACCAUUGAGAUAACCUUUUCCAAUAAAGUUGUUGUAAAACAACAACCCAACUGGCCUCAGAUAUUCAGAGGUGAGACGAUCACUCUGACAUGUGAGGUGCAGGAAGGAGGUGAAACCACUGAGUGGGAGUAUGAAUGGAGAGGACCCAGGACACCCACACAGUGGACACACAAUAAUGAUGUGACAUUCAGAGUUUCUGAGUCCAGCAGUGGAGACUACAUGUGUAAGAGUCGACGCAGAGAUGACUCAUAUUCUUCAACAGAGUGGAGUGAAGCCUUCACAUUGUCAGGAUCAAUUCCCAGUAAGCCCACUGUGACCCUGCAGCCAUCCUGGACUCAGAUAUACAGCGGUGAGACAGUCACUGUCAGAUGUGAGAUUCAGGGAGGUGAAGGAGCUCAGUGGACGUAUGAAUGGAGAGCAGCCAAGUUAAACACACCUCCAACAUCCAAUGAACACAGAAUCAUCAGAGCUACUGAGUCUGACAGUGGAGGAUACAGCUGCCGGGGCAGAAGGGACUAUUUCUUCUCAGAGUGGAGUGAUAUCAUCACACUGACUGUAUCAUCAAGUAAACCCAGAGCCACACUGACAGCACACAGUUCAAUCAUACCAGCAGGGGGCAGUGUGACACUGAGCUGCUCUGUGGAGGGCUCUGCUGGCUGGAAGUUUGACUGGUUCAGACGUGAUUCACAGUUUUCUGGAGCUCAGAAAAUAGGAGCUGGAACAUCAGAGCACACUAUCAGUAUUUCAGAAGGAGGCAUCUAUUACUGCAGAGGAGGGAGAGGAGAUCCAGUUUUCUCCACAGAGGACAGUGCUCCAGUUACAGUUCAGAAACAAGUUUUGGCUGCUGUGAAACUGCAGCACAGC
Oreochromis niloticus (Nile tilapia) is the source of this 1514-nucleotide messenger RNA. Its product is annotated as Fc receptor-like protein 5. The record is from RefSeq and is a predicted model, not a curated record. Gene Ontology annotation, molecular function: transmembrane signaling receptor activity. Gene Ontology annotation, biological process: immune response; cell surface receptor signaling pathway. The transcript is spliced from 9 exons. The annotation marks the transcript as partial. Lineage: Eukaryota; Metazoa; Chordata; Actinopteri; Cichliformes; Cichlidae. Gene Ontology annotation, cellular component: external side of plasma membrane.